UCUGAUGCUCCGACGACAAAGCCACUGCCUAGGAUUCUGACGGAGGGGAAAAAUUCGUCGCCACCGGAAGUUUCGUAUAUGAAAGCGACGGAACGUGAGAGAAUGAUCUACGAGAGAGUGAUGUUUGUUGGACGAAAGCUUCUUCAGUCUUCUCCCGGAGGCAAUGGUGGCCUGAAGGUAGCAAAGACGGUCGUCGUUAACCCAAACGGCGUCAACGGUGAUACCUUUAAAACCAUAAAUGACGCCGUCGCUGCUGCGCCAACGAAAGCAGAAUCCGGCAACGGAUACUUCGUGAUUUACGUUGUCGCCGGGGUUUACGAAGAGUACGUCACAGUCCCUAGCAACAAAUCAUACGUGAUGAUCGUUGGUGACGGCAUUGACAAAACAAUCAUCACCGGAAAUAGAAACGUCGUCGACGGUUCCACCACUUUUGCUUCUGCUACACUAG
Messenger RNA from Camelina sativa (false flax), 448 nucleotides. NCBI's taxonomy places the organism in Eukaryota, Viridiplantae, Streptophyta, Magnoliopsida, Brassicales, Brassicaceae. The record is from RefSeq and is a predicted model, not a curated record.